This is a messenger RNA of Amoebophrya sp. A120, 280 nucleotides long. NCBI's taxonomy places the organism in Eukaryota, Dinophyceae, Syndiniales, Amoebophryaceae. The record is from the annotation of a GenBank genome assembly.
AUGGCGGUGGGCCACUGUCGGGCAUUGGAGGGGGAGCUGCUUUGCGCUGAUGCAAGGGGCCCCAUCUGGAGCCAGGGUUGCAGGUCUGCCUCGUGGAUAUCAUCCACCAAAAUGCAUCGGGCUUGGGCGGCGACCCUGCAUGAGAUGAAGAAUCAUCCGCACCACGAAGAUCCUCUCUCUAAGCAUCCAGUCACCAGACCGCAAAACGCUUUUUGGGCACAAAAACGAUCAAAAAAGUCCUCUGGGCGACCCCCCGCGUCAGGGGUCGCCGGAGGGGCCU